GUUUCCUUCCUCGUCAAAAUGCCGAUCAGUUGUAGAUUUUACAAACACAAGUACCCAGAAAUCGACGAUGUCGUCAUGGUGAACGUUCGAAGCAUCGCUGAAAUGGGAGCAUACGUGAAUUUGCUGGAAUACAACAACAUUGAAGGAAUGAUUCUUUUGAGCGAAUUGUCAAGGAGGAGAAUUCGUUCGAUAAACAAACUGAUCAGGGUUGGAAGACACGAGUGUGUGGUGGUUAUUCGUGUCGACAAGGACAAAGGUUUGUUGGUCUUCUCUUUAUAGUAAAUUUCACAAUCAGAAACAAAUAUUGCAUUUCUUUACGUUCUUACUUGCAGUGCAUGCGCAUUGGGGACGUCCACCAGAAAUUUAUAAGCUUUACUAGAUAAAGAAGACCUUAUUGGCCCUGAGAAUCGUAGCUAUUCUACCAUUUCAGAAUAAACCUUAUUGUUUUCGAAGUGAUUAUGAUCAUCCCAAAAAUGUAGGCAUUAGGAACAUUAAUAGGAAGUGUAAAUGUUGUCAUGGUUUCUGGUGCAUGCGCAUCGACGUAAAAUCCAUCAGUUAUUAACCUUAAAAUAACUCUUCUUUUUCACUAUUCUCUCAAUAAAACUAUUAUUAUUUUUGUUUGACUAUUUGAUAUACUUUUUUAGCAUCAUGAAGCAAAUGAAAUGGAGUAAAUCUGUGUGAACAUAAGAUAUAAAUACUUUUGUUUCCUCUCUACAUAACACAACUGUUAAUAAUGACAAUAGAAGUCAAUUACAGACCAGUUGUUUCCCACAGACAUUCAAAUUUCAUAGAAAGCAGAAAUACAAUAUUUUAUAGUCUGACUUUUUAACUGAUGUCCAAUAAUUUGACAGGAUAUAUUGACUUGUCCAAGAGAAGAGUCUCACCAGAAGAAAUCAAGAAAUGUGAGGAAAAGUUCACCAAAGCUAAAGCAGUAAGUCUCAUCAAUAGUAAUUUGAACCCUUUAACUCUCAGAAGUGAUUAACAUGUAACUUCUCCCUAUAAUAUCCAUACAUUAUUAAGCAAACAGGUGAUGAGAAUACUCAAACUUAUCAGGUAGAAGUUAUCUUGAUUUUACACCAAAUUCUUGAAACUUAUUUAGAAGGAAAUAUGUAGCAGUUAGAGGAGAGAAUUUGCAAUGAGAUCUGGGAGUUAAAGAUUCAUCUUCAUCUUUCAUCUCCUCCCUUCGUACUUUAUACAAUUCUAUGAUCCUUCCAUAUUUGUAUUAUUGCAAUUUAGCUUGGGCUGGUACCUAUAAGUCAAACCUUCAAAGAAUUGUAACCUUACAGAAACGUGCGUUAAGAAUAGUAAGCAAUUCUACAUACAUUGCCCAUACUGGCCCUAUUUUAAAGGAACUUAAACUCUUAAAAUUUCAUGAUAUCCAUUUGUUUCAAUUAGGUACUUUUAUGUUUUCAUUCAAGAACUCUACACUCCCUUCCAAAUUCAAUAACUUUUUUUUACUGAAUAGUCAAAUCCACAAUUAUAAUACUAGGAAUGCUCAGUCCUUCCGUUUGCCACUGUGCAGAACAAACAUCAGGAAGUUUUCAAUUUACUUUCAAGGUCCAAACUUUUAUAAUUCGUUAAAUUCUGACAUAACUAGUUCUCCCUCCUCCGCUUCUUUUAAAAGAAAGCUUAAGGAAUUUCUUCUCUCUAAGUAUUAGCUUCUGUAAGGCAGUAAUUCUUAACUAACUUAGUUAAUAUGUGUGUGCGUGUGUGUGUGUGUGUACGUGUGCGCGGUCAAAGUUAAUUACCAUAAGUCCAUAUUGUAAUUCUAAUAUAAGAUUAGCUAUUUUAAGUGAGAAAGCCUGACUUGUUAUAAGCCUCGUGGUUUCUUUCAGGUUUUCUCGCCAUUUAUUUUCUGUCAUCAAUUUUCUUCAUUUUUUUUUUUCCAUGUGUAAAUGUCGUAUAUGGCAAAUAAAUAUUGUAUAUUGUAUUGUAUCUCUUGAGUUGAUUUUAUUGAGUAAUACUGGAUAACUGCCAUUGUAAAACAUUAAUCUGUUUUUAGAGUUUAUUAUUUCAGUCUUAACCCCAUUUUUUCAUCUGUUCAUUUUGUUGCUUUAGGUGUACAGUAUUCUGAGGCACUGUGCAGAGAUCUUAGGAUAUGAGACAGAUCGUGAGUUAGAGGAGCUGUAUGAGAAGACAGCUUGGUAUUUUGAUGAGAAGUACAAAUCACCAGGGAGUUCAUUUGAAGUGUUCAAACUAGCUGUUGGGUGAGAAUAUUUUAAACACAAAUUGGUAGCUGCCAAGUGGCAUAGAUGGUACAUUCACUAAGGAUGUACUACAAAUAUUAAGAAUAAAAGCUAUAGGUAUGCAGAACACAAAAGACUACAGUACCUAAUCAACAAUGGUUUCUGCAACACCAAUAGUUUGCAAUUUUUGUUUUCGAGGAGUGCUGUAUUCAGAACCUUUAACCCUGAUCUCCUUUUCUAAAAAACAAUAAAUGUGUCUGGUUUUCCUAUCAAUUAGGGAAGCAAGAAAGGAUUUUUUACAAAUAUAACUUGUAUCUAGCUCUAAGAUGAGGGACAAAUAAAAUAAAACUUCAGAGAACUUUUUGCUGGCAGUUAUAUUGCUUAUGCUACCUGGCUUUACCAAGAGUACAUCAUGAUGAAUUGACCCAGGCUGGAACCUGGGUCCUUCUAUAAGAUUAAUAAGGUUAUAACAUGCCUAUGUACUUCUGCCCUAAGACUAAAUUAUUUUUAAUUCAUUUUAGGGACCCAAAAUUACUAGAUGAGUUGGAUCUUGAUGAAAAGACCAAAUCUACCUUACUGUCUAACAUAACACGAAGGCUUACUCCCCAAGCUGUCAAGAUCCGUGCUGAUAUUGAAGUGUCAUGUUAUGCCUAUGAUGGCAUUGAUGCUGUGAAGAACUCCUUGUUAGAAGGACUGAAGUGUACGUCAGAAGAUGUUCCUAUCAAGGUUGGUGCACAUUAGUAGGAGAGUGGUAGAUGUUGUCAGGGGCAUAGCCAGGAUCUUUCAAAGGGAAGUCACACUUUGUCAAACAGAGGGUACUCACUAGAUUGUCAUGUUGACUUCCAUGCCAUGUUUUACUUAAAAAUAAUUUUAAAGAAAAGCUCACAAAGUGGGGGUCACAGGCACCCCUGAACCCCCCUGCCAGCUUCACCCUUGGUGGUUCUUUAUGGUUAGCACCCUAAACUCGUGAGUGAGGGAAUUUGGUUUCAUAAACUGAGAUUAUGAUAUAAAUUGGCCAUUGUUAAGAGUUUCUAAAGCUGACUUUCCAGGCACUAGUCCCUUGUCAGAGCAAAUGACUAAGGGUCAAUGCUUGAAAUGCAAUACUGCUCAUGGUUGCAGUACCAUAGUUUCUUUAGCGACUUACCCCCUUUAUUCUCUUGACAAAGGAAGAUGUUCAGGGCCCAGUUGUUUGAAGGUGGAUUAACGCUAACCCACGGUUAAAUUUUAAACUAGGUUUCUAUUUUUCUCUGUUUAAAAGCCAGGGUAGGAGAGGGUUGUGGUUGCAUGUACCCUUAAUGGACCAGUAUCCUAUUCAAGGAUAGUGGUUGUACUUCUAGCACUUUGAUACAGAAACUAAGAUAAGCUUUGGCAGCAAGAGCCGACAGGCUGAUGUUUCAAAGGAACACUUAAGUAAAAGUUUUGUCAGAUGUCUGGAGAUUUUCAGUCUGAUUAGUUAAGGAAUUGUCUAAGGAAAAGUUUGGUUUUGUGUGUGUAAUAAGCUCCCUCACUUACUUUUGAGGGAGUUUCCUUCUUUGCUAUUCUUUCUUUUGAUUGAGACUGAAUACAGAAGCCCAGACUUUGCAUAUGACUGAUGGGAUGGUUUGCUGUAAUUUGUAAAUAACUGAACUAAAUCUGGCUAAUGUAAUGUUUGGCAUCAGUGAGGUUACCUGAAAAUUAUUCAAAAUACAAAUACUCUUAACAUUUAAGCAGAAUAAUACAGCAUAAUCACUUGAAGUCGUCCUCUAUCUUUUUAGAUAAAUUUGAUAGCAGCACCUCUUUAUGUGAUUACAACAACAACCUUGGAUCGUGACGAGGGACUCCAAGCUUUAACAAAUGCUGUGGAUGCCAUAAGAACUACGAUCAAAAAAUAUGGAGGAGAUUUUAAUGAAAAAGCUGCUGUAAGUUGAAACUUCUUUGUUCUUGAAUAUGAAAUACCACAUGCACCUUUGCCACUUAAAAAUGAAAGGAAAGGUAGAUAUUUUACAUUUGGGAGUUUGGGGAUGUCACAAUCUGUCUGGCAUCUUACAAGGAAGUAAGAAGCGUCAGACUGGGUUAGGAUAAUCAGUUGCUUAUCAGUUUUACCUUUUGUGUGACAAUGAUAAAACUAAGGUUACCCUUAGCCAGGGGUUACAAAAACUUUUUCCAUAAGCAGCUACUGAUGGUGUAAUAGGCUUCUGUACCUUAACUUAAGAGUGAUGAGCAAUUAAUUUCUCCUUGCAAAAUCACCUCUGAAUCAUACAUUAAGGUCAGAGAAUAGAGGAAAUGAUCACAAACCUAAAAGCUCUUGAUUGUAAAGUCUCCUUGUUAGCACCUUAGGAAAUGUAUGGAGAACAGUAUGGAGAAUAUGCAUACUGAUGUUAGUGUGUUAAGCAUUAAGGUGAAACCCAAACAUGAAAGCCUGCUUGCAGCAUAAACAGCCUGUGGUGAGAGGUCCUAGAGGUGACAAUAGACAGCUGGUAACUGGCUUUUAUUGAAAUACCUGCCUAGGCUAUGCCCUGGAAGAAGUCACAAGCACUCCUACUUUUGAAGGAAAUAAAUCAGAAUCUUAUAUCUUUAUUUUUCAAUAUAUUUGCAGCCAAAGGUUGUCACAGAGAGUGACGAGGCUGAGCUUGCCAAGCAAAUGGAAAGAUUAGAAAGAGAAAAUGCUGAAGUAGAUGGUGAUGAUGACAAUCCUGAUGAGGAAGAGAUAUCAGAAGAGAUCCAUUAAUUAUCAAAUUUCUCUAAAUUCUGUGCCAAGCUUUAUUCUUUGAGUUUGUCAUUUCCUCAGUGUUUCAUUUGUGAAAGAAAACUGACAAAGUUGCAGAUGAUAAAACAGCUGGAUUCUUUUUGAUUUAGUAUAGAUAAGUCCUCAUCUUGAAUAUAAGGUGGGUGUGGUCUUGACUUUGACUCCAGAGAGGCUUGGUUAAGGAGAAUUUGCAAUGUAGUCAGUCAUGGAUGACUUCACAUGAUAACUGCUUUAUUUGCAGAUCUUUUUUAGCCUAAUCUCAUCAACAGUACUUUCUGUCAGUCCAUCAGGGCCUGCUUGUGCAUGGCCUUUAAAAUAUUAGUAAAUUCCAUCUUAUGUAAAGAAUGAAACAUAUAAAGUGAAAUAAACAGAGAGUUCUGACAAACUGAC
Pocillopora meandrina is the source of this 5301-nucleotide messenger RNA. The record is from the annotation of a GenBank genome assembly. NCBI's taxonomy places the organism in Eukaryota, Metazoa, Cnidaria, Anthozoa, Scleractinia, Pocilloporidae.